CUUUGGGUGGCGUCAAGCACUGGACGCGGAGGCCGGGAUUUUGAGGCCAAUCGCUUGCGCGUAAAGUUGAGCGAGCGGAUUUCACUUCCAAACACUUAGAAGGAAAAGAACAACAUGGGCAAGCGUACGAAGAAGGUUGGCAUCUGCGGUAAGUACGGCGUGCGCUACGGUUCGUCGCUCCGCAAGGUCGUCAAGAAGAUCGAAGUCUCGCAGCACGCCAAGUACAACUGCGUCUUCUGCGGCAAGGACAACGUCAAGCGCGCCUGCACGGGCAUCUGGAAGUGCAAGUCGUGCCACAAGGUCGUCGCCGGCGGCGCCUACCUCCUCAACACGCCGUCGGCCGCGACGGUCCGCUCGACGCUGGCCCGCCUCCGCAAGGCCCGCGAAGCCAACAUUGAGUAAGCGCGACCUCUCAGUUGACAACUACCUCCUACCAGUCCGUGCGCCCACCAGCCAACGCUCUAAGUAGAGCGCCAUGCUGCGAAGGCACGCGUGCCGGCUUUUAAGUGUAACGAGAACCCAACCCAUA
Saprolegnia diclina VS20 is the source of this 529-nucleotide messenger RNA. Its product is annotated as 60S ribosomal protein L43. Gene Ontology annotation, molecular function: structural constituent of ribosome. Bases 115 to 402 code for a protein of 95 amino acids. Lineage: Eukaryota; Oomycota; Saprolegniomycetes; Saprolegniales; Saprolegniaceae. Gene Ontology annotation, cellular component: ribosome. The record is from RefSeq and is a predicted model, not a curated record. The transcript has a single exon. Gene Ontology annotation, biological process: translation.